Molecule: messenger RNA, 1323 nt
Organism: Capronia coronata CBS 617.96
Lineage: Eukaryota; Fungi; Ascomycota; Eurotiomycetes; Chaetothyriales; Herpotrichiellaceae
Exons: 1
Coding region: 1-1323 (440 amino acids)
Biological process (GO): L-phenylalanine biosynthetic process
Cellular component (GO): cytoplasm
Molecular function (GO): prephenate dehydratase activity
Source: RefSeq, a predicted model, not a curated record
AUGACGGAAGAUGGGCCCCCUCUGAACGUCGCAUACCUAGGGCCUGAAGCCUCCUUCUCGCACCAAGCAGCCAUUGAAGUCUUCACACCACCACCACCACCACCACCGUCGUCUUUCCAAAGUCCCAGCUGCUAUUCCUCGCAGUCCACCACUGCUCCUCCUAGCCGACCGGUAACACUGCAUCCUCUACCUUCCUUCUCGGCGAUUUUCGCGGCGAUCCAAGAUGCAAACUCAAACCAUGGCUCCGCGCAGAGCAAAGAGCAAGGCCAGCCGCAGAUAUCCUACGACUACGCCGUGGUCCCUAUAGAGAACAGCACCAACGGCUCGGUCGUGCAGGUGCUUGACUUGCUUGCUCAGUGUGGGCUUGACUCGGGGACCACCAGGUCCGACUCUGAUUCUGACUCUGCGGCCGCAGUCCCAGUCCUGUAUCCCGACCUGGAAGUCUGCGCGGAGUACUACCUCCCUGUCCACCAUUGCUUGUUUGUUGCUCCGUCCCGGUUGUCGGUAGAUGCCACGAAUGACAAGAACAAGAACAACGACAGCAAUGACAGUAACAAGAGCAACAGCACUACUACAACCAACAAGGCGAUGCAAGACCCAAAAACAGCCAUUCGCAUACUCUACACCCAUCCGCAGGUAUGGGGCCAAUGCGGACGGUUCCUGGGCACACAUUUCCCGCCGAACGUGGUGGAACGCAUUGAUAUGGGCAGCACCUCGGCCGCGGCGCAGCUCGUGGCGCGUGAAGCCACUUCGACGAAGGUGAACGGCGAGUCUGGGCUCAGUGCGGCCAUUGCAUCGCAGCUGGCUGGCCAGAAGCACAAUCUGGUCUGUCUGGCCGAGAACAUCGAGGACGAACCAGGCUCGAACACGACGAGGUUUUUCGUGAUGCGGAAUCGACAGCGCGGACAAGACCAGCAAAGUCUCUUCGAAGGGGACAGUCACUUUGCAAGUGGACAGUCAAGUCACUCACAGACGGAGCCUCUCGAGAAGAAGAAGAAGACCAGGUAUUAUAAAUCACUAAUCACCUUCACCAUCGACCACACACGACCUGGAAGUCUGGCCGACGCUCUGGCCGUGUUCAAGCAAUACUCGUAUAACUUGACGAGCAUCGACACGCGGCCGAGUCGCAAGCGGAACUGGCAGUAUGUCUUCUUCGUCGAGUGUGAGGAAGCUUUCGAUGCGGUCGGAGAUCGAAGAGACGACGACAAGGAAAAGAAACUAAGGAGUAUGCUUCAGGAUUUGCGGAAGUUCACUGAAAGCUUGAGAUAUCUCGGCAGAUUUGAGGAUCAGCUACGAAGCGGCGUUGCACACGUGCAACCUUGA